Molecule: messenger RNA, 375 nt
Organism: Laccaria bicolor S238N-H82
Lineage: Eukaryota; Fungi; Basidiomycota; Agaricomycetes; Agaricales; Hydnangiaceae
Exons: 4
Coding region: 1-375 (124 amino acids)
Source: RefSeq, a predicted model, not a curated record
AUGAAGCUGAUUGACAAAUAUCUGGAUCAUCUUUGGGACUGUGAAAUUUAUGUUAUUGCAAUCAUCAUGUGCCCAGAUCGCAAAAUGGCAUGGUUCAAGGACCAAAAGCUAUCUGCACAAAGGAUAUGCCAGAUUAAGAAAAUAGUUGUUGAUCGUUGGAAUGCAUCAUAUGCACCAAAUGAAGAUGUAGUUCCAGAGAGGACUGAGGAUAAAAAGAUCCAGUCCAAGUGGGAUGAAUCACAAUCAUCUUCUGGAACAUACAAGUACCCUAUGGAUCAUAUUCAAACAUAUCUGAAGGAUGAUACAGUCUCGACAACAGCAAUUCGUGAAGCAGGGGGUUAUAUGAAAUAUUGGUUCCAUGCAAGAGACAACUGA